AUGUCCAUCCAGGAACAGGAUGGAUACGCUGAAGCUACAAAUCCAUUAAUACAUCCGCAAAAAGAGCAGGACGAUGAAAUAUUUCUCUUCAUGCAAAGGCUACAAUCCCGGUCCAAAGAAAUCCAUGAUUUCUUGAAUCAGAGCGAAGAGGACGAUAUCUUUAUAAUUAAUAUUGAAUUGUCGGAGAAACGUGUCACCCCAUCUCAAAAAUUCCGAGAGAAAACCUCUUCUCAUCCCCGCACUGCAUUUUUAAUUCUAGAUUCGAAAGAUAUAGAUAAUCGUGGUAAAGGACGACUCAAUAAAUAUUUGACUGCGAUUCACCGGAAAACCGCAAAAUAUCGCAGAGCGAUAUACAUAUCUAUAGGAAUCCUAGUGUCUCCGCGAUACUUUGCCAAGUAUUCACUAUAUUUCGGAAUCUUUCUUACCGAUAUUUUCCUUUGCUGGCAGAGGCGAUCCAAACAUAGCCAAAAGCAUUCGCUUAGGUCUGAAGGAUCGCCUAAGCAGGGCCGGUGCAAGCGAGGGAGAAAGACUUUACCUACGAUUACAAGUGAGGCAAGCGCAAUAGCGGACGUCCUCGCUAAUUCGAGCUUAGACAAUAUUUUGAUAAACCAAACGACAUACGAAGCCGUGGACCUACCUCAGAGUCCAGACUUUGGUACCCUACAAGACUUCGAUCCUCUGCAAGACUUCGACCCCCUACAAGACUUCGAUCCCCUGCAAAACUUCGAUCCCCUACAAGACUUCGAUCCACUACAAAACUUCGAUCCACUGCAAGACUUCACCUUUUCCCCAGGACACGAGAUUUAA
Penicillium cinerascens is the source of this 807-nucleotide messenger RNA. RefSeq lists its product as uncharacterized. The transcript has 6 exons. Lineage: Eukaryota; Fungi; Ascomycota; Eurotiomycetes; Eurotiales; Aspergillaceae. The coding region runs from base 1 to 807 and encodes 268 amino acids. The record is from RefSeq and is a predicted model, not a curated record.